AAACACAUUUUAUUUAAAAGAGUUUUGAAUGAAAAGUAUCUUAAAAAGGAGAUAACAUUGCUAUUUAAAGUCUCUAAACAGCAACAGUAUUGGCCAUAAUUUAUGCAACUAUGGAGAAAGCAUUCACCUCUUUUCUCUUAACAUCUUUGUUGCUUCACUAUGUUAUGGCCAGUUCAGCGAUGACCAAAACCAACGUAACUACUGAUCAAUUGGCUCUUUUUUCUCUGAAAUCCCAAAUCGCUUCAGACCCCUUUCAUUUCUUGGAAGAAAGUUGGUCUUUCGCUACGUCCAUUUGCCAUUUGGUUGGAGUCACUUGUGGCUCUCGUCACAAACGUGGGAAUUCCUUGAAUCUUUCUAACAUGGCUCUUACGGGCAAGAUUCCCUGUGAUCUUGGAAACCUCACAUUUCUUGUUUCUCUCGACUUGGGAAGCAACAAUUUCCAUGGAAAUUUGCCUCAAGAAAUGACACACUUGCGUCGGCUUAAGUUUCUUGAUUUAAGUUUUAAUAGCUUCAGAGGGGAGAUUCCUUCUUGGUUUGGGUUUUUAUACCAACUUCAAGUUCUAAAUAUAGGAAAUAAUAGUUUCACUGGUCCCAUUCCUUCUUCAUUUUCUAAUAUUUCCAAACUUGAGAUUUUGAAUAUGAAAUACAAUUCCAUAGAGGGCCAAACACCUAAAGUGAUUGGAAGUCUCCUAAACCUUAGAGAAUUAAACUUAAGGGGUAACAAGCUCAUAGGUUCUAUUCCUCUGUCACUCUCAAAUGCCUCAAGGUUUGAGACUUUGGAGAUAUCUCAUAAUUCACUUCAAGGAAACAUUCCAGAAGGGAUCGGCAAUCUUCACAACAUGAAAGUGCUAUCCGUACAAUAAAAUCAACUUACGGGUUCUAUACCAUUCACAGUUUUCAAUAUUUCUAGAAUUGAAAAUAUAGCAUUUACAAUGAAUAGCUUAUCAGGAAGUCUUCCCAAUGGUUUAUGCAAUGGUCUCCCAAUACUCAAAGGGCUUUAUCUAUCCGGAAACAAGCUUCAUGGUCAUAUACCUACAAGCUUGUCAAAUUGUUCACAGCUUCAACUAUUGUCUUCAUCAGAAAAUGAUUUAACAGGUGAAAUACCAAAACAGAUAAGCAAUCUCGUUGAGUUGGAGGUACUUAUUCUUGGGUAUAAUAGUUUUAGUGGUCGACUUAAUAUGGAGAUCUUCAACAUAUCAGGGCUGAGAAUAAUUGAUCUUACAUUCAACAAUCUAUCAGGAAGCCUCCCACAAAACAUAGGUUCUAUAUUACCCAACAUUGAAGUGCUUUAUUUGGGCAACUUAACCAAUCUUGUAGGGACUAUUCCUCAUUCCAUCUACAAUUGUUCAAAAUUUACUAUUCUAGAGCUUUCAUACAGCCAACUCACAGGCUUGAUUCCCAACUCACUUGGAUAUUUGACUCAUCUACAGUAUCGAAAUUUAGGGGGAAACAAUUUAACCAGUGACUCAUCAUUAAGCUUCCUGACUUCCUUAUCCAAUAACAGAAAUUUAACAAUUCUUUAUCUAUAUUCCAACCCUCUAAAUGGCAUGCUUCCAGCCUCCACAGGGAACCUUUCCACCUCUCUUAGAAAAUUUUAUGCCAACAAUUGCAAAAUCAAAGGGCGCAUUCCAAAUGAAGUUUUGAACUUAAGCAGCUUGUUAGACCUUAGAUUUCUGGAAAUAACUUGGUCGGAUCGAUUCCAACAUCAAUUGGCAAAUUGAGAGACAUUCAGCGGUUCAACUUGAGUAGCAACAAAUUUACAGGAUUUAUUGGAUAUCAUAUAUGUAAAUUGAAUUAUUUGGGUGCUAUUUACUUGGGUCAAAAUCAACUUUCAGGACCUCUUCCAAAUUGUUUAGGGAACGUUACUUCCCUUAGGGAGAUACAUCUGGGUUACAAUAAAUUGAGUUCCAAUAUACCACCAUGCAUAGGGAACCUUCAAGAUCUUGUGGUUCUUGACUUAUCGUCAAACAACAUGGUAGGUACUUUACCUCCAGAAAUUGGAAAUCUAAAGGCUGCAACUCUAAUAGAUCUGUCAAUGAAUCAAUUCUCAAAUGGAAUUCCUAGAGAAAUUGUAGGAUUACAAACUCUGGUGCACCUUUCUUUGAGACACAACAAGUUGCAAGGAUCUAUACCUGACUCAAUGAGCAACAUGGUAGGUUUGGAAUUCCUAGACCUUUCUGGUAAUAAUAUAUCGGGAACUAUUCCCAUGUCUUUGGAGAAACUCCAGAACCUAAAGUAUUUCAAUGUUUCUGUCAACAAGUUGUACGGUGAAAUACCCUAAGGGGGUCCUUACAAGAACCUCUCGAGUGAGUUUUUCAUCGACAAUGAAGCAUUGUGUGGUUCUUCAAGAUUUAAUGUCCCACCAUGCCCCACUUCAUCAAAGCACAGAUCAAAUAGGAAAAAGUUGCUACUUUCAUUUCUUUUGCUGGGAAUCACAUUUUUAUUUGGUCCUACCACCGUUGUGUUUGUAUGGAUAAGGUAUCGAAGAGGUAAUAGAGCCCCUCAGCAAGCAGAUUCAUUUUUAUCCAUAACACGAGAAGGAAUUUCAUACAAUGAACUGCUCCAAGCAACUGAUGCUCUUAGCGAGAGUAAUCUGAUUGGUUCUGGAGGUUUUGGCUCAGUCUACAAAGGCAUUCUCAGAAGUGGAACUGCCAUUGCUGUUAAAGUGUUCAAUUUGCAACUGGAUGCAGCAUUCAGGAGUUUUGAUACAGAAUGCGAUGUUUUGCGCAGCCUUCGCCAUAGGAAUCUAGUAAAAGUCAUUACUAGUUAUUCCAACAUUGAUUUUAAGGCUUUAGUGCUUGACUAUAUGCCUAAUGGGAGUCUUGAGAAGUAUUUGUAUUCACACAACUACUUCCUCAACAUCAAGCAGAGACUAAGCAUAAUGAUAGAUGUGGCAUGUGCUUUGGAAUAUCAUCACCAUGGGUGCUCAUUGCCAGUCAUUCACUGUGAUGUGAAGCCUAGUAACGUCUUGCUGGAUGAGGAUAUGGUUGCCCGCCUAAGCGACUUUGGCAUCUCGAAACUUCUUGGUGAAUAUGAGAGUGAUUUAUACACAAAAACCUUAGCAACACUGGGUUAUAUUGCGCCAGGUAUGUCGCUUAAUUUUUCUCUGAAACAGUUAUUUUCCCAUUCUUUUUAUUUUCCACCAAGAAUCAUGUUACAUCUUUAAAUUAAUUGUUUGAUUGUAGAGUAUGGGCAAGAUGGGUUAGUGUCUACUAAAUGCGAUGUCUAUAGUUAUGGGAUGAUGUUGCUGGAAACGUUUACCCGGAGAAAGCCUAAUGAUUUUGAGGGAGAUCUUAGCUUGAAGCAAUGGGUGAGUCAUUCACUCCCAGAGGCAAUAAUGGACGUUCUAGAUGCCAACUUGAUAGCACCAACGAAUAAUUGCUUACAGAAGGAGCUAGAUGUUGUGGCAUCCAUCAUGGAAGUGGCAUUAGAUUGUGUACUGAAUCUCCGGAAGAAAGGACAAACAUGAAAGAUGUUGUUGGGAUGCUACAGAAGAUCAUGAUUCAACUUCUUGCAUGUUGAGCAUGUUGUUGGAAUCUUUUGUCCAAAUCACUUGUUUGUUGCAAAUGUUUGCUAAAUUGUUGGAUUCAUGUAUAGAUUGCUUGUUUUUUUAGCAUUUGAUUUGUGCAUGAUCUUCAAUAAAUCUCACUAUUCCCUUUUAACUAAAUCCUGGGUACCUUAAAUAAGUGGGCCAAUACUAUCCAAACAAUGUCCUUCCUUCAUCAAGUUUUCGAAGUUGUAAAGUUCGAAUAUUGGAAUUCACAUCUUAUGGAAGUUAGGAUACGUUCAUAUCUGCACUAACACAAUGGAUGCCAACAGAAUUCUAAAGCUAAGCCUGCCAAAGUGGAAAUUUUCAAAGAGGAGUAAGGCCGAGAUUUAUUUGAAAGGGAAAGACAGAUAGUUGCUGGUAAACGGCAUUUCAACUUGACAAAUUGACUUACCUGCAUAUGGAUCAUGUCUGAUCAGGCACAGCUAUUUUAAGUUUUAGAUAUGGUUAAGGUGGAUUGGCAUAUUGUAUUUUCGAUUUCUCAGAAACAAGCAAGUUGCAAAGAAUCCUAUAGAUUUCGAGCAGUAUCAAGGUGAUACUCAGGAGAAAAGGAUACAAACA
Messenger RNA from Capsicum annuum, 4108 nucleotides. RefSeq names its product receptor kinase-like protein Xa21. Gene Ontology annotation, molecular function: protein binding; ATP binding; protein kinase activity. Lineage: Eukaryota; Viridiplantae; Streptophyta; Magnoliopsida; Solanales; Solanaceae. The record is from RefSeq and is a predicted model, not a curated record. The coding region runs from base 933 to 1721 and encodes 262 amino acids. Gene Ontology annotation, biological process: protein phosphorylation. The transcript is spliced from 2 exons.